Molecule: messenger RNA, 710 nt
Organism: Lycium ferocissimum
Lineage: Eukaryota; Viridiplantae; Streptophyta; Magnoliopsida; Solanales; Solanaceae
Exons: 2
Coding region: 345-710 (121 amino acids)
Source: RefSeq, a predicted model, not a curated record
UUAGUAUAUGUGGACUUAACAUUAACUUAUUAUUACGUUUUAGCAAAACGGGCUGAAUGUUAAUAGUUGGUGGAUAAGACAUAGGUCGUUUAAUUAUGUGGAUUCCAUGACGGGCCCUUGUCGUUUCAUGCAAUAGGUGUGGUCUGGCAAUAGUGUAGGCCUGUUGUAGACUUGUGAGCCUGUAAUGGGGAGGCCCACUAGGUUAAAGCUUUUAAGCCUAUAAAUAUGAGGGUAGGUCCCCUCUCCUAGCUUACCUAAAAAACGUAUUCCCAUUAAAAGUGCCAGCCGUUGUAAGCUUAAGGAGAGGAAGACUCAGCCUAGUUCGUCUUCAAUUUCGCAUUGCUAUGGCGGACAAAGUUACCAUUUCUUUGAAUAAUAAUAAUGCUGAAGUUGUGGUCCUGUCGGGUUCUAACUUUAAGAGAUGGAAGGAAGAUCUUGAAUUUGCUUUAGGCAUGGCUGAUAUAGAUCAAGCUUUGCGUGAAAAUGAACCACCAGCUCUUACUGAAUCUAGCACUGCUGCUCAAAAAGAACAUUAUGCUAGGUGGGUGAGAUCUAAUAGGCUAUGCAUCCUUGCCUUUAGGAGGUCAAUUGUUGAGCACCUCAAGAGUGGCUUGCCUGAAACUACCAAUGCUAAGAAAUUUCUUGCCCAAGUUGAAGAAAGGUACCUUGUAUCCAAUAAAGGGUCAGGGAGCGGGAGAUCUAAUGAGUAA